Molecule: messenger RNA, 1327 nt
Organism: Charadrius vociferus (killdeer)
Lineage: Eukaryota; Metazoa; Chordata; Aves; Charadriiformes; Charadriidae
Gene: SGSH
Product: N-sulfoglucosamine sulfohydrolase
Exons: 5
Coding region: 1-1317 (438 amino acids)
Biological process (GO): glycosaminoglycan catabolic process; heparan sulfate proteoglycan catabolic process
Molecular function (GO): N-sulfoglucosamine sulfohydrolase activity
Source: RefSeq, a predicted model, not a curated record
AUGGCGGUGGGACCCAGCGUCACGUCCUUGGCGGUGCCCAGGAAGCACAUUGCCCAGUCCAACCGCGUUGUCUCCCCCCGCCCGCAGCACCAGAAUGGGAUGUAUGGGCUGCACCAGGACGUGCACCACUUCAACUCCUUCGACAGCGUGCGGAGCCUGCCCCAGCUGCUCCACCAAGCACACGUCCGGACAGGGAUCAUUGGGAAGAAGCACGUUGGGCCUGAGACUGUCUACCCCUUCGACUUCGCCUACACAGAGGAGAACAGUUCGGUCUUGCAGGUUGGGAGAAACAUCACUCGAAUCAAAGCGCUGGUCCGGCAGUUCCUGCAGAGCCAGGACGAGAGGCCUUUCUUCCUCUACAUCGCCUUCCACGACCCCCACCGCUGCGGGCACUCCCAGCCCCAGUACGGGGCCUUUUGUGAGAAAUUUGGCAACGGAGAAAGCGGCAUGGGCUGGAUCCCUGACUGGAAGCCACAGCUCUACCGCCCAGAGCAAGUGCAGGUGGGAGCCUGUGGGGCUGCCCUGCAGCGCUCGGCAUUGCCACGGCCGGCCCGGGGAAGGGAGAGGAGGGACGGCAGAGCAGCAGGGUCCCCCGCAGGGUCGCCAUCCCCAUCCCGGGGCUCAGCUCUGCACCUCAUCCCAGCACCGCCCGCAGCCCACGCGGCAGCAGACCCCGGGGUCCUUUCUGCCCCUCGCCAGGGCCGAAUUUCCUGCUGCGGACACCAGCCCCUCCGCUCACCCUUCUCUUCCCCUCCAGAUCUGACGCCCACCAUUUUGGACUGGUUCUCCAUCCCCUACCCAUCUUACAGCAUCUUUGUCACGAAGCGGGUACAGCUCAGCGGAAAGUCUCUCCUGCCAGCGCUGGAAUCGGAGCAGCCCUGGGCCACCACCUUCAGCAGCCAGAGCCACCACGAGGUGACCAUGUACUACCCCAUGCGAGCCGUCCAGCACCACCAGUUCCGCCUCAUUCACAACCUCAACUACAAGAUGCCCUUUCCCAUCGACCAGGACUUCUACGUCUCGCCCACUUUCCAAGACCUGCUCAACCGCAGCAGGGCCGGGCAGCCAACCCACUGGAACAAGACCCUGCACCAGUACUACUACAGGGACCGCUGGGAGCUCUUCGACUGCAGCCUCGACCCCACCGAGAGCCAGAACCUGGCCCCCGACCCCCGCUACGCCGCCGUCUUCCAGCAGCUUCGCACGCAGCUCUUGAAGUGGCAGUGGGACACGGGCGACCCCUGGGUGUGCGCCCCCGACGCCGUCCUGGAGGAGAAACUGAGCCCCCCGUGCCGGACGCUGCACAACGAGCUGUGAGCGGCACCUC